AAAGUUUUAAAGUAAAUAUUAAUAAUACUUUUGCACUGUUUUUUGUUUAUUGGUGAAAUAGAGAAAGGUAAAGAUAUUUCUGACAAUGGCUGAGUUAACACCUGUCCAGGACUUUUACAAGGAUAAAACGGUCUUCAUCACCGGUGCUUCUGGUUUUAUGGGCAAAGUGCUACUGGAGAAAUUAUUGUAUUCAUGUGUUGCUCUGAAAGAGAUCAUUAUAAUCAUACGACCGAAACGGGGGAAAACGCCAGAAACUCGUCUCGAAGAGAUGUUUAAAUUACCGAUUUUUCAACGCAUUAAAGAGGAACGACCAAAUGUUUUAAAAAAAGUGAGCAUUUAUCAGGGCGAUGUGACAUUUGAAUCAUUGGGCUUAAGUGGUGAAAAUCUUAAGUAUAUUGUCGAUAAAACUAAUAUUGUUUUUCAUUUGGCUGCUACCCUUAAAUUGGAAGGCAAUUUAAAGGAUGCGAUCGAUAUGAAUCUAUCAGGCACUCGUCGCACUUUAAAUUUAGCAAAACAAAUGAGAAAUUUGGAAGCCUUUGUGCACGUGUCAACCGCAUUUUGUAAUUGCGAUCAAGAAGUUAUGUACGAGAAAAUUUAUGAUUUCCCACAUAAGCCGGAAGAUUUGAUGCGUUUGGCCGAAUGGAUGGAUGUGAAGACGUUAGAUGCGAUAACACCAGAUUUACUAAAACCACAUCCGAAUACUUACACGUAUUCGAAACGUUUAGCUGAGUUAUUAGUACGCGAUCAUUAUGAUCGCUUGCCGGUAAUCAUAGCUCGUCCGAGUAUCGUAACGCCAGCCCUUCAGGAACCGUUGCCCGGUUGGGUAGAUAAUAUGAAUGGUCCAACGGGUGUCUUAAUUGGAGCCGGUAAAGGUGUUAUACGUUCCAUGUUAUGUAAUGGUGCUUUGAAAUCGGAAAUCAUACCAGUUGAUACAGCCGUCAAUGCUUUGGUUUUAUUGCCAUUUUAUUUUAAUAAUAUUAAAGAAAAACCGGCUCAGCUGCCAGUUUUUAAUAUAACUAUACCCGAAGUAAAAAAACGCACUUGGCAAUGGAUUAUGGACAAGGGCAAAGAUUUCGGUAUGGAAUACCCUUUCGAAGUCGGCUUAUGGUAUCCAGAUGGAAACAUAACUACGAAUAAAUUUUAUCAUUGGAUUUGUGUUAUCUUAUUUAUGUGGCUUCCGGCCGUUUUAAUCGAUUGUCUGUUAUUUAUUUUUGGUCAAAGAAGAUUCAUGAUUCGUGUUCAAAAACGUAUAGCAAUCGGCUUAGAAGUUUUACAAUUCUUUACAACUCGGUCAUGGGAUUUUAAAUCGAAUAAUUUUCGGGAGCUCGAAAAGCCGUUAGAUUCUGAAGACCGAAAGAUAUUCCGUAUCAAUAUCGAUGAUGCUGAUGAUGAGCAAUAUUUGCUUAACGGUAUAUUGGGAGGUCGCCAGUAUGUUAUGAAAGAACCGUUGUGUACGUUGCCACGUGCGCGAACGCACUUAAAAUUUAUGUUCGCCUUAGAUCGUUUGUGUAAAACGCUAAUCUUUGUUUCGUUUCUUUAUUGGCUUUCGCUUAAAUCAGGAAUUCUAAGUUUCUUAAAGGACAUUUUGGAAUAUUAAAAUUGUCACUUUUGGGAUUUUGUUAUUUUUUUUAUGUUGUUUUCUGCAGCAAUAAUAGUUUUAUAUGCCUUUCAGGUGUAUAUACGUGUAUACUUAUUGUUAAUUAAAAUUUGCAAUUGUUAUUUUGUUAGAUGUGUAAGGUGAAUGGAUUUAUGAUAUUAGCCAAUUUCCACAUAAUUUUCGUUAAGCCAAAAGGAACGAAAUGU
Messenger RNA from Glossina fuscipes, 1803 nucleotides. RefSeq names its product putative fatty acyl-CoA reductase CG5065. Gene Ontology annotation, molecular function: alcohol-forming very long-chain fatty acyl-CoA reductase (NADP+) activity. Bases 86 to 1597 code for a protein of 503 amino acids. The record is from RefSeq and is a predicted model, not a curated record. The transcript is spliced from 7 exons. Lineage: Eukaryota; Metazoa; Arthropoda; Insecta; Diptera; Glossinidae. Gene Ontology annotation, biological process: long-chain fatty-acyl-CoA metabolic process. Gene Ontology annotation, cellular component: peroxisome.